This is a messenger RNA of Erigeron canadensis, 1439 nucleotides long. RefSeq lists its product as uncharacterized. The transcript has a single exon. The record is from RefSeq and is a predicted model, not a curated record. Lineage: Eukaryota; Viridiplantae; Streptophyta; Magnoliopsida; Asterales; Asteraceae. Bases 261 to 1226 code for a protein of 321 amino acids.
GCAAAACUUACAAAAAAAACUUCAACGACACUGAUCAUCCUAAUCUACUCCACUGCCCAUUUCCCGAUGAAAGUUGCAACCUUCUGAAGCACUAUUAUUUUUACAAUCGCAAGGAGGAAUAUUUUGCCAAAGAAAAGUAUGAUGAUGAUGAUGACGACGACGACGAUGAUGAUAAAAGGAGGUUGAUCAACCAUUUUAGUCAUCCACACCCACUCAUUCUAGUACGUAACGAAUCAUUAGUUAUUCCUCUUCAUGAUCCCAUGAAGAAGACACAGCUGCUAUGUGAUGGAUGUGUCAGACCAAUCACGUCAGUGCCAUUUUACAAGUCUAGUGGUAGUAGUCCCCAAUAUAAUGUAGAAAACCCAUCAUCAUCAUCAUCAUCAUCAUCAUCAUCAUCCUGUGGUGGUUUUGUGCUCCAUGAGUGGUGUGCAAAGCUACCCUCUCAACUACAUGACCACCCGGGCCAUCCACAGCACACGCUACUACUUCUACUGCCAAAAGCAAAGUUGGCCGCUGUAUUCGUUUGUGAAGUUUGCCGGUUACCCUGCAAUGGUUUUGCGUAUGGGUGCACAACGUGUGGAUAUUAUGUAGACAUCAAUUGCUCCCUCAUACCGGAGGAAAUCACUCAUGAAGCUCACCCCAACCAUCUGUUGCGAAGAAUCAAGGGUUCAGACAUCCCAUCAGAUAAGUAUUGCAAGGCAUGUUGGGUCCUGAUGAAAUUUGGAUGGGGUUUCCAUUGUCCCUCUUGUGAUUUCUACAUCCAUACAUCGUGUGCUUUGUUAUUGCCUCGACAAGUCCGGCACAAGUACGACAAACAUCCGUUGAGUCUAAGAUACGGUCCAGUCGAGAACCAUCCGCAAGAAUACUUUUGUGAGAUUUGCGAGGAUGGAAUAUACUCAUUUAACUCGAGACAGUGGUUCUAUCAUUGCACUACAUGUGCCUGGUCCAUGCAUGCAGCUUGUGUUCCCUUAAUUCUACAAAGUGAACAAGCUGUUUAUUCCGAGUAUCCGAGAUGUGUCUUUCUCUUUCUGAAUGUUAAGUUUGGAAGAGAAGUUGAAAUCAAAGAUACUCACCCACACACUCUCACCUUUGUACAAGGGAUUGAAAGCCAUGGUCAAUGCAGUAUGUGUGAUGCCCAGUUGCAGUACAUGCCGAUUUUCAAGUGCCUGGAGUGCGAUCAGUUUGCGAUUCAUUAUCAGUGUCUCGAGAGCCGAUUAAUUAAGUAAUAAUAUGGAUCAUGUUCAUUAGCUUAUAUAUAUAUAUAUAUAUAUACUAGCAUGGUACCCGCACGUUGCAGCGGAUACCAUGGUACAGGUGGUCAGUGUGUCUUGGUUUGUCUUAUAAGUUUCUGUAUGUGUAGCUACUUCAAGAUAAUGUAUAGCUACACACCAAGCUAUGAACACAUGAGCGAAAAAUAAACAUAUACAAAAUAAUAUACG